Molecule: messenger RNA, 6428 nt
Organism: Anoplopoma fimbria (sablefish)
Lineage: Eukaryota; Metazoa; Chordata; Actinopteri; Perciformes; Anoplopomatidae
Product: zinc finger C3H1 domain-containing protein-like
Biological process (GO): RNA processing
Cellular component (GO): exosome (RNase complex); nucleus
Molecular function (GO): protein binding
Source: RefSeq, a predicted model, not a curated record
AUGGACGUGAGCACGGGGAGCCGCUCCCCCCGAGAGGAGCUGGAGGACGGAGAGAUCUGCGACGACGAGACAGCAGCAGCAGCAGCAGCAGCAGCGGCCUCCAGCAGCACGACUUCCGCCUCCGGAGGCCGCACGGUGGCCCGCACGGUGGCCCGCACGGUGGCCCGUUCCCUGCGGGCCCGUUCCCUGCGGGCCACCGGCAGCAGCAGCAGUGCGGGCCGAGCGGGCCCGACCGGCCCCCGCGGCCUGCAGCCCGCCUCCUCUGCUGCUGCUGCCGGGGCCCGCAGGGACCGGGGAACGGGGGCCGAGGCCGAGGGGGCUGGAGCCGAGGGACCGGGGGCCAGGGCCGAGGGACCGGGGGCCAGGGCCGGGGCCGAGGGACCGGGGGCCAGGGCCGGGGACCCCGGGGGCCCCGAGGAACCCGAGGGACCCGAGGACCCGAGGCCGGGGAGGCGGAAUCAGCCGAGGGCCCCCGGACGGUACGGACCCGGAGACAGUCCCGGAGAGAACCACUCUCCCCAGAGGAAACAGAAGCAGCUGAUGAGGAACCAGAGCAGGAAAGCUGCCCACACGGUUUCUAAACCAGAGACCGGUGUGGACGAGUCCUUCGAGGACCUGCUGUCCAAGUACAAGCAGAUCCAGCUGGAGCUGGAGUGCAUCCGCAAAGAGGAGACCAGGGCACUAGAGCCCACGGGGGCCCCGGGCCCCCCCACAGCCCAGACCCCCGACAACAGUGCCAGUAUGACACAGAGCCAACCAGCACCGGCUCCUGGACCUCCUUGUGGACCUGCUCCUGGACCUGGAGCUGCUCCUGGACCUGGAGCUGAACCGGCUCCUCAGGGUCCAGCAGCAGAGGACUCGUUGGAGCUGGAGAAGGUGGAGGAGAAGAAAGUGUUCCAGGCAUUCAACAUCAAACCUCUCCGUCAGAAACUUCCUCCUCCUGCCGUUCUGGAGGAGCUGAAGAAGAAGCGUGAGGAGCAGGAGAGAGGAGGCGCCGCUGACCUGGAGGGUGGUGAAGAAGAAGAAGAGGAAACACAAGAUGGAGCAGAAACAGAACAGAAAGCUGAAGAGGAGUCAGAGGACAUGAAGAAGAAGAAGAAGUCGUGUCUGUUCUGCAGCGAGGAGACAAACAAAGAAGAAGAAGAAGAAGACAAAACUAAACGAACGUGUUUGUGUCGCAGAGAAUCAUCGGCCUCCAGUGAGGACUCCGUCAUCUCUCCUGACAAGCCGUUGGUGAAGGUGGAGGAGGAGGAGCUGUCGGAGCUGCAGCUGCGCCUCCUGGCUCUGCAGUCGGCCAGUAAGAAGUGGCAGCAGAAGGAGCAGCAGGUGAUGAAGAGGAGCAAAGAGAGGAUCAGCAAACCCGCCCCCCCCAUCAGGACCAGGGUCACCACCAGGUCCGCCUCUGCCGCCGCCGCUGCCGAGAGGAACCGGACCAGGUCCAAACCUCUGGACAGGGACCGAGACAGAACCAAGACCGGACCCAGACCAGCUGACAGAGAGAGGCCCAAAGCCAGUCCUAAACCUGGACCCAAGGCUCCGCUGGAGAGGAGCCGAGGUCAAGGUCCAGGGAGGGUCCACCUGAAGAUGAUCAGUCCAGGCUCGGCGGCGAAGCAGGCGUUCAGGAAGCAGCAGCUGAGGACCUGGAAGCUGCAGCAGCAGAGAGACCAGGAGGAGAACCGGAGACAGGAAGAGGAGGAGAGACGCAAACGAGAAGACGAGAUCCGGCGGAUCCGGGACCUGUCCAACCAGGACGAGCAGUACAACCGCUUCAUGAAGCUGGUGGGAGGGAGGACCAGGACCAGCAGCAGAUCCAGAGACGGAGAACACAGGAAGUCUGCAGGUAAACAGGGACAGGACGGCUCCGGGAACCUGUACCAGUACGACAACUAUGACGAGGUCGCCAUGGACACGGACAGUGAGACGGGUUCACCAGUGGCGUCACCAAAUCACAACCAUCUGACUGCAGAAGAUCCAGCAGGUUUCCCUCAGCUGUCUCCUUUUGUCUCCGACUGUCUUCAGUUUGGACUGCCGUUUCUGUCCUCCAUGCUGUCGGCGGUUCCUCCCCCACCUCCUCCUCUCCCCCCCCCACCAGACGAGCUGGAGCCUCCUCCCAAACCUCCCUUUGCUGAUGAGGAGGAGGAGGAGGAGAUGCUGCUGAGGGAGACAUGUCUCAUGUCCAUGGCCAACAAGAGAGUGACGACCUCAGAGGAGAACAGCUCCAGCGGUCCUCCGUCUCCCGCCGGUCCUCCUGUCCAUCAGCAGCCAAUCAGAGGAAACCUGAGCACCGUCAACCUGAACACCGUCCCUCAGCCACGAAGCAGCAAGUUCACCAGAGGACACCACGCCGCCAGAGCGCCGCUGGUGCUGCCCAGACACAAGUCAGUGGUGGUGUCUCUCAUUGACUCAGAGGACAGCGACUCAGACGUGGACGCCUGCAGCUCCACCCAGACCUUUGGAGGACUGGAGUCCAUGAUCAGAGAGGCCCGGAGGACAGUGGAGGCAGCGAAGCCUAAAGCGGCGUCGGGCUGUGAGAAGGAGAACAACCCGGUCCGGACUCCAGAGGCCUUACCUGAGGACAAGAGGGCCGAGUACCGCCUGCUCAAAGAGGAGAUCGCCAGCAGGGAGAAGCAGAAGAUGAUGAAGGACCCCAGUCCUCGGAGCUCCUCGUCCCCCGUCGUCUCCGACCCCUCAGUUAAAGCCGCCGCAGAGCUGAGAGCGACCGAGGCAGAGCAGAGGCUCAGCAAGCACAGAGAGCUGCUGCAGAGGGACGAGGCCGUCCUGAGACAUCUGCUGCAGCAGGAGCUGAAGAAGAGAGACUCUCUGAAAGCUGCUGAGGCCAAAGUGGUGAAGCUCCGAGAGCAGCUGCAGGCCUCCGAGAAGAUCGUCAGCGCCAACAGGACGCUGCUGAAGAAGCUGCAGGAGCAGGUGCACCGCGUUGAACAUCGGGUGUCCAUAAAGAAGAGUCUGUCCGUCCGCUUGGAGGAGGAGCUGUCUCAGGCCCAGCUGGCUGCAGGUAGAGGGACAAAACGCAGAGCGGACUCCAACCAGACUCUGCCCAGUAAGCUGCAGCGAGUGGACGGAGCUCCUCGAGGUUCCGAGCGUCACUUUGCUCAGCUGAUCGCUCAGAAGCAGCGUCUGCAGCAGCUGGAGUCGGAGUACGCUCUGAAGAUCCAGCAGCUGAAGGAGACCCAGGCCCUGUGCAACAGGGGAGUCCCUUCAGAGCCGCCGCCCGCCGCCGCCUCUCCACCCGCCGAGCCUCAGAGCCAGCCCCCGCCUCCCACCUCCUUCCCCCUUCCCCAGCCCUCCCUGCACGACCUCACCCAGGACAAGCUCACCCUGGACAGUGAAGACGUCCCCGAGGUCGACGACCACGAAGCAGAACCGGCUCCCAUUAAAGCGACCCGCAGGAACUCCCUCCGUCAGUCCAGCAGCUCCUUCACCAAACCCAACCUGGACCAGCCCAGCUCCACCCCCGCCAAAGACACCAAACCGGCCAAAGGCCCAGCCAGCAGUAAGCCUCCUGCUGAGCUGUUUGCUGGGCUGGACCUGGAGUCCCUGAAGCUUCGGUACCAGCAGCAGGCCCGGCUGGGAGAGCUGCUGCAGAGAGAGCUGCAGAAGGUGGGGGGACACACUCGCGCCCCCCCCGCUGGACAGGUGGUCUCGGUGGAGGUGGUCUCGGUGGAGGUGGACGCAGCCAACAGCCAAUCAGGGAGCUCAGAUCUGACACCUGUUCCCUUUGGACCCUAUCACAGUCCUCUGCUGGUCUUCAGGUCUUACAGGUUCAGUCCGUACUACAGGACCAAGGAGAAGCUGUCUCUGAGCUCCGUCACAUACAGUAACUCCAUCGAAGUGAGGAGGAGUUUCUGUCGCUUUGACCUCACAGGAACCUGCAACGAUGACGAGUGCAGAUGGCAACACAUGAGGAACUGCACUCUGACUGGAAGCCAACUGUUCCAGGACAUCCUGUCCUAUAAUCUGUCUCUGAUCAGCUGCUCCGAGGUCAGCUCGGACGAGGACGUCGCUGUCUCCACAGAAAAGUACAUGAAGAAGCUGUUCGGCACAAACAAAGACCGGAUGGGCGUCGACCAGAAGGCUGUCCUCCUCGUCAGCAAAGUGAAUGAGAGCAAAAGACACGUGCCUCCAUUCACCACCUGUAAAGACACGAGGACAUGGAGGCCGAAGCCGUCGGCACAGAGCAGCUUCAGCCCGGAGGACGACAGCGAGGACGAGUCUGCAGGAGGACACCUGACGACGGGGAGACACGACGUAUGGAGGACCAGCCUGUCUGCUCUGGACGUCUGCGUCACAUCGGAGGACAAGCGUUAUUUUGUCAGUGAGACGGACGACAUAUCAAACCUGGAGACCAGCGUUCUAGAGAGUCCAAGAGACACCCAGCUGUGGAUCAAACUAGCCUUCAAAUACCUCAAUCAGAACGAAACGUCAGCAGCAGAGUGUUUGGAAGCGGCAUUGAACACCUUGUCUCGAGCUCUGGAGACGAACUGUGAGAACCCUGAGGUGUGGAGCCACUACCUGUCGCUCUUCUCCAGGCGAGGCAGCAGGGAGGAGGUCCAGGAGAUGUGUGAGAUGGCUGUGGAACACGCUCCAGACUACCAAGUGUGGUGGAACUACCUGAGGUUGGAGAGCUCGUUCGAGGGGAAGGACUACGUGUGCGACCGUCUGCUGCAGUUUCUGGUCUCCAAGGCGACUCCGUCCGUCACCGACCGGCUGUCCUUCCAGCUGAUGGAGGCUCUGCUCUACCGGGUCCAGCUCAACCUGUUCACCGGCCGCAUGGAGAGCGCUCUGGCCAUCCUCCAGAACGCCUUGAAAUCGGCCCACGACCGGAGCAUCGCCGAACACCUGACGGCCGGCGACCGAGCGCUGCUGUGGCUCUCCUACAUCCACCUGACGGAGUUCGACCGGCUGCCGGCCGGCCUGCUGGACCCGGUGGAGUCCGGUCCGUCCCGGCUGGUCAGCAGAGAGUCCUUCCUGCUGCCCUGGAGGACGCCGCAGGACGUCAGCACGCCGCUCCACAUCCUGGUGGCUCUGUUCAGAGACGCCGUCCGUCAGUGCACAGACGAGUCUCUGCCCCCGAGCCAGAGGACGCUGGCCUGCCUUCCUCUUCACAGCAACCUGCUCCUCCUCUACAGGCUGCUGGACAGGUUGGACGAGGGCGUCACUCUGUGCGAGUCUCUGCUGCUGCUCUGUCCGGAGUCCAGCGCUCUGAGAGACGCUCUGGCCGACCUCCACAUCAGGAAGGGGAACGCUGACGCGGCCGUCAGCAUGUGGCUUCACGCUCUGGCAGAGUGUCCCAACAACGCCCAGGUCUUCUACCACUGCUGCAGGUUCCUCAUGACUCAGGAGAAGUCCAGUGCCAUCGCUCCUCUGUUCCGAGGAUUCAUCCUGUCGCUGUGUGAGGACCAGCAGAGUCAGAAGAACCCGGUGGACGUUCUGCGGCACAUCCUGGGUUUCCCCACCGAGGAGCUGCUGAGAGGUCCCAUCAUCAAGGAGCUUCAGGAGCAGCUGGGUCAGCAGAUGCCCUACCUCCACCUCAUCCACUGUCGCUGGCAGUGGCUGCACAGCUCUGAGGACCAGACUGUGGACGCAUUCGAGAGAGCUCUGGGUUCAUCCAUGAAGAUGGAGGAGCUUCACCAACUGUGGAUGGAUUACCUGGUGUUCAGCAGCAGUCAUCAGGCUGGAGGUCCGUCCAAACUGUUCUCAGAUCUGGUCCAACGCUGUCUGAGCACCGUCCCGUCCCGACUGGAGGUUCCCUUCAACCCAGCAGAGUUUUGGAGCUGCUACAAUUUCCACAACAAGGUGGUGUCUCUCUACCUGAGCUGUCUGCCGCAGUCCCAGCAUGCACUUGUCCUGGAGAGACUGAGAUACGCCAUGCCCAACAACACUGAACUGGGCCUGAGGUUGCUGCAUCAGGAGUGGCAGGACGGAAACAUUGAACACUUGAAGUUCCAGGUCCGGAUGUUGAGCAGUCAGGCUCCGAGGUGUCUGUCCUACUGGGAGAUACUGAUAGCGGUGGAGAAGGAGCUGAAGGAGCCUUCAGAGGUCCGACGUCUGUAUCAGCAGGCUCUCCUUCACCUCCCGCUGAGUGCUGCCCUGUGGAGACAUCGCCUGCUGUUUGAAGCAGCAGAGGGAGGAGGCGUGGAGCGUCUGCGGCGGCUGGAGGUCAGAGGUCAUCAGGUGGGCGUUGGUCUCAGUUUAGACUCAGUGACUCAGUAGAUCAGUGAAGGGUGAGACGAGGUAAGAGAGACGCCCCCCUCCUGCCCCCCUCACUGAGGACCCCCCUGUGUGAACGUAAGUAUGGAGCUGCUGAGUGACUGUUGAUUCAUGUCCUCCUGUUUCGUUCUGUCACCUCUCAUUUGGACUUCAUUUCCUCCCCUUUGAUUUGAUGUUACCUGAGGGGGGGGGGGGCAGGC